Magallana angulata is the source of this 3745-nucleotide messenger RNA. RefSeq names its product DIS3-like exonuclease 2. Bases 194 to 3670 code for a protein of 1158 amino acids. The record is from RefSeq and is a predicted model, not a curated record. The transcript is spliced from 24 exons. Lineage: Eukaryota; Metazoa; Mollusca; Bivalvia; Ostreida; Ostreidae. Gene Ontology annotation, cellular component: P-body; exosome (RNase complex). Gene Ontology annotation, molecular function: 3'-5'-RNA exonuclease activity; RNA binding. Gene Ontology annotation, biological process: miRNA catabolic process.
GGUGCUCGUCUGCUACAAUAUGGUUUGAUAAAUCAGAUGUUGCAACGUUGUGUAAGGCAGCAUUUUGUGCCGUGUAUUCCAUACACAAUCACCGUAAUCCAAUAACAGGUUGAUUUUUUUAGGGUUGAAUUCUGGUGUUAAAGCAACAUUAAGUGCCGAGUAUUCUUACUCAGGUCAAAAGAAAAGAAAGAAAAUGGCAUCCAAGGAUACAAAUAGUCAACUUCUUGGAAAAGAUGAAAUUGAUAACUGCAGAGUAGUAGAUUCCCAGAACAAUGCAAAGACAGUUGCCCCAUCUGCAGAUAAUACAAAAGCAAAAACCAGCAAACCCAAGGAGAAAGUAGGCAGUUAUACACAGUUGUUAAGACAGCAUCAGAAGAAAUCACCAAGAAAUAUGGAGGAUCCAGAACAGAAGAAGUCUUCAAAAGCAGCGAAGAAAAAGGUUUGUGAGAUGAUUGUGGAAUCCACACAGAGAUCUGUAGAGAACGAGGGACGAAAAUGUAGUGGAAUGGACGAUACCACUCCGACAGGAAACAUUGCCUCUAGUACUCCCAUAAGUGAUGGUUCUAAAUCUUCUAAUGAAACAUACCCAGAUGUAAAAAGUGAACUAAGUUCAUUAAGUGUAAAUGUUGGCAAAAAUGACAGCCAUUUGGUUGCUGGAUCACAGGCUGAAUUCAAAGAUGGAGAAAAGAGUGCCAAAAGUAAGUCGGAGAAAAGGCCAGAUAGUGGAAAAUCUAAACAGAAUCCUCAAGGUGCUGAAAGCUCAGGGGAGAGGCAGAAAAAUGAAAAGGGAGGCAUGAAAGGAGAUAAAAGGAAAGAACUGCUGGACAAAACUGAUAGGCCCAAAAGUGGGAAAAGUAGACAAAAUAAUAGAAGGAAUGAAGAAUUCGUAGACAAUGUAUUAGAAAGUAGAGAGGAAGAAUCCAGUGGAAAGAAAAUGAAAAGAAACAAAUAUAAACAAGAUGGAAAGGAAAGUGAAAGUAGAUCUACAAGUGGAAAUGAAAAUGAAAGUAAACACAAUGAGCCAGAAGCAGAGAAAAGUGGAGACUGUAGACCAAGAAGUGGAAAGUCCACUAAGGGCAGAAAUCCACAAGGAGGUCCUAAGAAAGAAUUAAGUGAGAAACUGGACAACAAUUCACAGAGAAGGGGACAUAAUAGAGGGAAACAGAACAUGAAAGGCCAGCAGCAAAACAACAACAGAGGACAAUCCUCCAAAUUCCAGCCAGCGUUUGAACCAUACUGGUCAAAAGAGGAGGUUUCUGCUGGACUCAAGCGAGGAGAACUGCUACAGGGACAAUUUAGGAUUAAUGUGAAGAAUUAUGAAGAGUGCUUCAUUGAUCACCCAGAUGGUACCAGGGAUGUCCUUAUUCAUGGGACCAAAGACAGGAACAGAGCCUUUCACGGAGAUAUUGUGGCCAUCCAGCUGAAGGAUAAGAUGGAGUGGAGGGUUCAUGAGAAACAUCUGACGGAUCUAGAUGAAGAACAUCGACAAAGGAACGGUGAGGAAGAAGUGUCAAGCUCCAUGAAAUCAGGUGACGUUGCCACAGGUGCGACUGGGAACAGCACAAAUGUAAACAAUGAUGGCAGAAAAUCUGACAGCAAAAUGAACACCCCCAAGAAAAAGUACUUGUCCGUGCAGGGAGCUCUCACCAACAACAGCCCUGUGGUCAAAUCUCUGUUUCACUCUGAAGAAAAAGAUGAUGACCUGGAAAACAAGCUUUUGCAACCAACAGCCAGGGUUGUAGCAAUUAUAGAGAAGAGAAACAAUCGAGCAUGCACAGGAAACAUAAUGCUGAUGACAGACAAAAGCAGGGACUGGGCGUUCUUCAGACCCAUCGACUCCAGAAUGCCUCGCAUGAGGGUACCAAUGUCGGAGUGUCCCAAAGAUUUUUAUGAACGGCCGGAUGACCACAAGAACACUCUGUUCAUCUGUAGGAUUGUAGAUUGGAAGGACAAUAUGCAGGCUUUUGGGUCCCUGAUGAAGAGCCUGGGAGAGGCAGGAGAGAUAGAGCCAGAGACAGAAGGAAUGCUGAUCGAAAAUGAUGUGGACUUUUCAGAAUUUCCACAGGAGGCCAUAGACAGUCUGCCUGUCCAGCAAUUACCUUGGAGAAUUCCAGCGGAAGAAUAUGAAUACAGACGGGAUUUCCGAUCCCAAUGUGUAUUUACCAUUGAUCCCUCCACAGCAAGGGAUUUGGACGAUGCUCUCUCAUGUGAACAGUUACCUGAUGGUAAUUUUGAGGUUGGUGUCCACAUUGCUGAUGUUAGUUACUUCUUGAAGGAAGGAACAAUUUUGGAUAAAAUUGCAGGUCACAGAGCCACUAGUGUCUACUUAGUACAAAAGGUAAUUCCCAUGUUACCCAGAAUUCUUUGUGAGGAACUAUGCAGUUUGAAUCCUGAUGAAGAUCGACUAACAUUUUCUGUAGUUUGGAAAAUGUCAGAGAAAGGGGAGAUUUAUGAGGAGUGGUUCGGUCGUUCUGUGAUAAAGUCUUGUUGUAAAUUGGCUUACGAGCAUGCUCAGGGAUUCAUAGAGCAGCCAGACAAGGAAUGGACUAUUGAAGAGUUACCACCCAUAUCCGAAAAGUUCUCUGUGCAGCAGAUUAAGGAGAGAACUCUAAAUCUACACAAGAUCGCACAGAAAUUAAGGAAGAAUCGAGCAGACAGUGGGGCUCUGAGGCUGGAUCAGGUCAAGCUACAGUUUUGUCUGAACGAUGAGACAGGGCUUCCCAAUGGCUACAGUAUCUACCAGCAGAAGGACAGCAACAGACUGGUGGAAGAAUUCAUGUUGCUGGCCAACAUGGCAGUGGCCCACAAGACAUACAAAACUUUCCCCCAGAAGGCUUUACUGAGGCGUCACCCUCCCCCCAAAUCCAAGAUGAUGGAGGAUCUGAGAGACCUUUGUAAAUGCCUUGGGGUCCCCAUUGACAUCACCAGCUCACAGACUCUUCAGAGGUCUUUAUGGAGUUACUUAGGGAAUGAUGAAUUCUCAGGGGCCAGGAUGCAGGUGCUUGUCAGUAUGUGCUCCAAACCAAUGCAGAACGCUCUGUAUUUUUGCACCGGUUGCCUGGAGGAUGAGGAACUAUACAGACAUUAUGCCCUGAACGUCCCUCUGUACACCCACUUCACCAGCCCCAUCCGACGAUACGCCGAUGUCCUGGUACACAGAACACUUUCAGCUGUCCUAGGGUAUACUCCAGAAAUCAAACUUUCUCCAGUAGAGAUAAACAAACAGGCCCUGCAGUGUAAUGAGAAAAAGACCAACUCCAAGCGAGUCCAAGAAAUGUCUGUGGACCUCUACUUCUCGGUGUUUGUCAAGGAAGCUGGUCCCUUUGAAGAGAGAGCUAUGGUGAUGGGUGUAUAUGACAAGUCAUUUGACAUCUUCAUUCUGAAAUUUGGAGUCAGUAAAAGAGUUUACACUGAUAAACUGGACAUAAAGGACAAGACCUUUUUAAAAGAACAGAAGGAGUCAGUGUUGACCUUAAUCUGGAAUCCGGAGAAGGAGGGCGGGGAAAGUGUGCAGGAACAGGUCACCAUCUUCUCUCUGGUCGACUGUGUGAUGGCAGCAGGGGAACUCCCACUACAGUGGAUGGUCACAAUCAAACCACCCCACAAGAGAAAGAAGCAGCAGCCAGAAGCAGAAUUAAGUACUCAAAUGGACAAUCUGGAUCUCAGCUAAUCUUUAAACAGACAUAGUGCAAUGUAACUGAACCAUGAAUAUAUAUAUAUAUAUAUAUAUAUAUAUAUAUAUAUA